Molecule: messenger RNA, 1590 nt
Organism: Penicillium lagena
Lineage: Eukaryota; Fungi; Ascomycota; Eurotiomycetes; Eurotiales; Aspergillaceae
Product: sugar porter family MFS transporter
Exons: 3
Coding region: 1-1590 (529 amino acids)
Biological process (GO): carbohydrate transport; transmembrane transport
Cellular component (GO): membrane
Molecular function (GO): carbohydrate:proton symporter activity
Source: RefSeq, a predicted model, not a curated record
AUGCCGUUUCUGGGAUUGCAAGGAAAGCGUCUCCUUGCGGGCAUCGCCUGCUCUGCAGGCAUGGGCUUCAUUCUAUUCGGCUAUGACAACGGGGUAAUGGGCAGCGUUCUCGGCUCAGACUCCUUUGAAGCGGUUUUCCAUCUGGACUCUACUAUGUCAGGAACUGUGACAGCCAUGUUCGAACUAGGGUGUAUCAUUGGAGCGUUAGUUGUUAGCCUGUUCGGCGAACCAUUUGGGAGACGUCAAGUGAUUCAGGGCGGUGCUCUACUGAUCUGUAUCGGCGCGGCAAUACAAGCCAGCAGCUAUUCAUCGGCCCAGUUGAUCGUGGGGCGCAUUGUGGCUGGUGCCGGGAUGGGAUUCAUUACCAGUAUGGUUCCAGUGUGGCAAGCAGAGACCUCUCCGCCGAAUUUGAGAGGUGCCUUGGUUGCCUCGUCGCUAUCGUUUGUGCUACUGGGACAGCUCAUCGCUUACUGGUCUGAAUAUGGAACUAGUGCAUACGCCAGCAGCUUCUCCUGGAGAUUCCCAUUUGCAUUGCAAGCAGUUAUAGCGAUCAUUCUCUCUCUCCUGCUAUUGGUGAUGCCUGAGUCUCCUCGUUGGCUUUUCCUACAUGACCAAGACGAAAAAGCGGUAGAAGUACUAGCUGCUCUCAAAGGAGCAGACCCGACCGACGAACAAACUUCGGCGCAAGCAGAAGAGAUUCGCGCAGCGGUGAUACUUGAGGCCUCUAUCCAAAAAGGAUGGCUUGACAUGUUCAAGAAUGACGGGGUUCAUUCACGGCAUCGCGUGCUUCUAUCUAUCCUUGUGCAAUUUCUCCAGCCAUUUUCAGGAAGUGCAGUGAUCUCAUACUACCAAACUGUCAUUUUUCAGUCUUCUAUUGGCAUGCCCAGAAAAGAAGCGCAGCUGAUGUCCGGUUAUCUUUCUAUAUGGUUUCUUUUUGCAAGCUUCUUGACGUGGGUUUUGAUUGAACGCGUUGGUAGACGGCCCCUGUUCCUUAUUUUCUCAGUUGCCAUGGGUUGCGCUAUGCUUGUCCUUGCUAUCAUGGUUAAACUCGCUACGCAUACGUCGGGAAUUGUGGCGGCGGUCAUGAUCUUCUUGUUCGAAGCGUUCUUUACAUGGGGUUGGCAAGGAAACGUCUGGUGCUACGCGGCUGAAAUCGUGCCGCUCGAGUGCCGAACCAAGGCAAUGGGACUUGCAACAGGGGUUCAGUGGACGAUGAAUUUCUUGAUGAUCUAUGUCACUCCCAUUGGGUUGGCGAAUAUCGGAUGGAAGAUGUACAUCAGUGAGUUGGCUCCCUCGUUUACAAUGACCUUCGGUCAAUUUACUGACAACCCAGUUUUUGCAUGCUUUAACCUUGCAUUCUUUCCCGUUGUAUAUUUUCUGUUCCCAGAAACCGGGGGUCUGUCGCUAGAGUUGCUGGACGUCGUUUUCAUGGACGAUACGACUUCGCCUGUGAAACGUGCAGCAGAGCUUCAGCACAAGAUCAAGCUCGGAGAAACAGUUCAGUUUCAGAAUGAGCUCGAAAUGUGCAACGCGGAAAUCAAGGGAACUGUCGAGAGUGUGGAGAAUGUCGAGCCAAAUCACUUACCAUGA